Molecule: messenger RNA, 1521 nt
Organism: Cajanus cajan (pigeon pea)
Lineage: Eukaryota; Viridiplantae; Streptophyta; Magnoliopsida; Fabales; Fabaceae
Source: RefSeq, a predicted model, not a curated record
GAUAGGGGUCAGCGGUUGGUAUGUUACCGUGUGUUUUGGGUGAAAUGGUAUGAAGAAGAGAAAAGAAAAGUAAUAUCGUAAAUUCAUCCAUCCUUGUACACGCACGAUCCAACCCACCUCACAUAGAUUCCUUUCCAAACUCAAUUCCAUUCGUCGAUAACCAAACAAUGUCUCACACGCCACAAACCCUAGAUUCCGACGAGGUAGCUCCUCCCACCGCCACCGCCACCGCCACCCAAACCCCCGAUGCCCCCCCCUCCACCCUCCUCCACCUCUCCUUCAACCAGGACUCCGGCUGCUUCGCCGCCGCCACCGACCACGGCUUCCGCAUCUACAACUGCGACCCCUUCCGCGAGAUCUUCCGCCGCGACUUCGGCCCCGGCGGCGGCGUGGGCCUGGUCCACAUGCUCUUCCGCUGCAACAUCCUGGCCUUCGUGGGCGGCGGCUCCGACCCCCGGUACCCGCCGAACAAGGUGAUGAUCUGGGACGACCACCAGUCCCGGUGCAUCGGCGAGCUCUCCUUCCGGUCGGAGGUGAAGGGCGUCCGUCUCCGGCGCGACCGCAUCGUGGUGGUCCUGGCCCACAAGAUCUUCGUGUACAAUUUCGCCGAUCUCAAGGUGCUUCACCAAAUUGAGACUAUUGCUAACCCUAAGGGCCUCUGCGACCUCUCUCACGUUUCCGCCACCAUGGUGUUGGUGUGCCCUGGCCUGCAGAAGGGCCAGGUUAGGGUUGAGCACUACGCCUCCAAGAGGACCAAGUUCAUCAUGGCUCAUGAUUCCCGAAUUGCCUCCUUCGCCCUCACUCACGAUGGACGCUUGCUCGCCACCGCCAGCUCCAAGGGCACCCUCGUUAGGCUCUUCAACACCCUCGAUGGUUCCUUGCUCCAAGAGGUACGGAGGGGUGCAGACAGAGCAGAGAUAUACAGCCUUGCUUUCUCUCCCACUGCACAGUGGCUGGCUGUCUCAAGUGACAAGGGGACCGUUCAUGUUUUCAACCUAAAGGUUGAUUCUGGACUGUUGGGGCAUGACAGAUCGCAUGGUACUUCUGAGCCUAAUGCGGCUAGCCCCACUGCAGUUUCGUCUCUUUCAUUUAUUAAAGGUGUGCUACCUAAGUAUUUUAGCUCAGAGUGGUCUGUAGCUCAAUUUCGCUUGCAAGAAGGUUUGCAGUAUAUUGUUGCAUUUGGCCAUCAAAAGAAUACAAUUGUAAUACUUGGCAUGGAUGGCAGCUUCUAUCGAUGUCAGUUUGAUUCUGCGAACGGAGGAGAGAUGACCCAACUUGAACAUUACAACUUCCUAAAGCCAGAAGAGACAUUCUAGUUUAGUAUGGAUGCAUCAUGUAUAUAUAUAUUCAGUGGCACUUUCUGUGAAUACUAUUUGAAUUUUCUGUUUACCAUGUUAUUUAUUUUUAACGUUUAAACUGUAAAUAUGAGUAUUGCUAAAUCCACUAAUGCUGUCAUAUUUACUCUGUUGGCUUGUAUAUAUUAUAAAUCUGAAUGAAUUGUCGGCAGCAUUCACGCUUGAA